Molecule: messenger RNA, 2444 nt
Organism: Sciurus carolinensis (gray squirrel)
Lineage: Eukaryota; Metazoa; Chordata; Mammalia; Rodentia; Sciuridae
Gene: Prrt2
Product: proline rich transmembrane protein 2
Exons: 4
Coding region: 183-1217 (344 amino acids)
Cellular component (GO): membrane
Source: RefSeq, a predicted model, not a curated record
ACCGGAGAAGAGGGGACGAGCAAACGCGAGAGGAGGGGAGACCCGCCGCCUCCCUCCUUCGUUCGCUGACUUGCUCCCUCCCGGGCUGCGGCUGCUGCAAGGGCGGCAGCGGCGGCGGCGGCGGCGGCGGGAGCAAUCUGGAGGCCGGCGUCGAGGGGCUCUCUCCCCUCUCCGGUCUCAAGAUGGCAGCCAGCAGCUCUGAGGUCUCUGAGAUGAAGGGGGUUGAGGAGAGUCCGGAGACCCAGGGAGAAGGGCCUGGCCAUUCUGAAGCUGGAGCUAGCCCUCUCCAGAUCCUAGCAGAGGUCCCAGACCAGCUAGAGGCCCCGCAGCCAGGCCCAGACACCUCUGCAGCCCCUGUGGACUCAGGGCCCAAUGCUGGGCUGGCUCCAGAAACUACAGACACCCCAUCUGGGGCCCCAGAAACAGCCCAGGCCACAGACCUUAGCUUAAGCCCAGGAGGGGAAUCAAAGGCCAACUCCAUCCCUGAAGAGGCAUGCCAAGAGCCAGCAUCCAAACCAGAAGUGAACAAAGAGGCCACUGCAGACCAGGGGUCUGAGCAGGAAUCUGCAGCCCCUCCCAAGCCAGCCUCAGAGCCUGCUUCCCAGCAAGAACCCCAAUCAGAUCCUCAGCCAGCUUCCCAACCCACCCCCAAACCAGCCCUUCAACCAGAGCCCCCUACCCAGGGGGACCCCACCCCUGAGGUCCUGACAGAAAGUGUGGGGGAAAAGCAAGAGAAUGGGGCUGUGGUUCCUUUACAGGCUGGGGAUGGGGAAGAGGGUCCAGCCCCCGAGCCUCACUCCUCACCCUCAACAAAAAUGCCCCCAGCCAAUGGGGCUCCCCCCCGUGUGCUGCAGCAGCUGGUUGAGGAGGACAGAAUAGGAAGGGCUCACAGUGGGCAUCCAGGAUCUCCCCGAGGUAGCCUAAGCCGCCACCCCAGCUCCCAGUUGGCAGGUCCUGGGGUAGAGGGAGGUGAAGGCACCCAGAAACCUCGGGACUACAUCAUCCUUGCCAUCCUGUCCUGCUUCUGCCCCAUGUGGCCUGUCAACAUCGUGGCCUUCGCUUAUGCCGUCAUGUCCCGGAACAGUCUACAGCAGGGGGACGUGGAUGGGGCCCAGCGGCUGGGCCGAGUGGCCAAACUCUUAAGCAUCGUGGCGCUGGUGGGGGGGGUCCUCAUCAUCAUCGCCUCCUGCGUCAUCAACUUAGGCGUGUAUAAGUGAGGGGCUCUGCCCUGCAUUCCAAGACUUUUCUUCCUGUUGGGAGCUGCCUUGGGUCCAUCCCUCCCUUGGGGGGAGCCCAAUCGAUGGCCUGGCCCCCAUCCCUAGGGACCAAGGGAGCCUGAGCGGCCUUGUUUACAGCUUCUUUCCUGCUCCUGCAUCCUGCCAGGCUCCUCUGCCAACCGUAGGCCUCCCCCUCCCUUGCACUGUUUCCAACUUCCCUGCACUUCUGCCUGUGGAUAACCCCUCCAGCCUCUUGGUCUCCCUAACUCUGCACUUCUGGAAACCUCCCUACUUCUGGAGACCUCCCUGAACAUCUCCCAAACUCUGAGCUCUCGGCGUCCCUGCAUCUCUCCCAGUCUUCCUGCACUUUCCCCAGCCUCCUGAAUUCUCGCAACCUCAUCCCUGCCCUCCUUUUCCCAACUUUCAUUGUCUUGGCAUCCAACCCAUUCCUUGCCUCCUUCCCUUAUCAUUUUCCCUCCCCUUUCUACAUCCCCCACCCCCUUCCUCUUUCAGCCUACUCAUCUUUCCUUAGCGUCCUCUCCUCCACCCUUCUGCCAUCAUUUAUUCUGCAAGAGCUCCAGCACUUAGAUCAGGCUGGGGGAAAGGGAGCAGUGUUGGGAGAGGGCUACCUAGCCUGGGGCUCCGACUGUUCUUUGCUGGGACUACCCUGGUUCAGCUCCCCGCCCCCGCCCCGCCCCGCGCGCCUUUUGGGUCGAAGAGCUGUGAGCCAGGCCGCACCUGGAGACUUGUGCAAGGGUGGAGACAUUUCUGAACACAGGGGAGUAGGGAGUCGUGAAGGCGGUUGAGGAGUCAGCUGGGGUUGACCCGCCCACCUGGGCUUUUUAACCUCAGUCUGCGAGCUUCUUGCUUAAAGGUGUAAGAGUUCGGGCCACUUGCGUGCUUUGUAACGAAAGAAGCCCAAAAAAUAGGACCAAAGCUCUCAGUAGCAGGGAGUGAGGGAGGGGCGGGUGAGCUCUGUAAUUGUUUUCCAAGAGGAAGAGGGAGGUUUGUUGCACGCGACAGCCGCUGAGGAAGCAGGGAGCCAAAUACGACUAGGUUUAGAGUUGGCGGGUUUUUUGUUUUCUAAAAAAAAAAAAAAAAAAAAAAAAAAAGUCUGGGGAAAAAAACUAAAAUUCCUUUAAGAAAAAUAUAUCAAACCGAUUUUCCCUUUUUGUAUGCUGAAUGCUGCAUGAGUCUGGAACACCAAUAAACGGAGACUGCAUGAGA